Molecule: messenger RNA, 3551 nt
Organism: Cottoperca gobio
Lineage: Eukaryota; Metazoa; Chordata; Actinopteri; Perciformes; Bovichtidae
Gene: cep164
Product: centrosomal protein 164
Exons: 18
Coding region: 507-2906 (799 amino acids)
Biological process (GO): cilium assembly
Cellular component (GO): centrosome; ciliary transition fiber; centriole
Source: RefSeq, a predicted model, not a curated record
AGAAUACAAAGAAGACUCAGGCUGCCAAGAGGCAUUUGCAGGCUGCUGGCAGAGAGAACCCUCCAGCUCCGAAAGUCGACCGACUCGUCCUCCACCAGUCCAGCCCUUCGCCCUCCCUGUCGAGCCCGUCCCUCUCAGAGGGAAGUGUCGGGCUCAAUUUUAAAUCCGAAAGCCUUGGCACGUCUCCGGGGAUCCAAAGGCCUGAGACCUCCAGAGGUCGGCUGCUCCGCACCUCCAACACCCAAUUUGAAGAUGCUGAAGCCCCCUUGCAAAACCAAGAGAGCUCACUGGAAGAGCCAAGCUGGAGAAUCAGGAAAGACAGAGAGAAGAAAGAGAGGGAGAAAGAAGAAGAGGAGGAGAGGAAGAGGGCGGAGAGAGAGGAAAGGAGUCUGAGAGAGAGGAAGGAGGAGAGGGAGAGAGAGGAAAGGAGUCUGAGAGAGAGGAAGGGGGGGGAGAGGGAGAGGAGGAAGGCUGACAGAGAGGUGGACGAGGAGAGAGAGCUUACGAUGAAGGAGAAGAGAAUGCGUCUCCUCCAGGACGAUCUGAGGAGAGAAGAGGAGGAGGAGAGGAAGCUGAAGGAGGAGAGCGAGGAAAGACUGAGGGCUGUGCGGCAACGCCUCCUGUCUAAGAGAAGAGAGGAGGAGGCCAGGCUGCACGGCGAGUCUGAUAGGAUGCUGGAGGAGCUCAGAGAGUCGGCCCAGGGGGAGAGGGAGAGGCAGCAACACAAACUCAGGGAGGAGAGCGAUGUCAUGCUGAAGGAGUUAUGCAUCACUCUGGAGGAAGAGCGAGUAGCGGAGCGCGACAGACUGGAGGCCCAGAAGAGGCGGGACACCGAGCGUCUGAAGGCAGAGUCGGAGGAGGAGCUGCAAGCGGAGAAAAGGAAACUCCAGGGAGAGAGAGAGGAGAAGCUGAACUCUAUGAAACAGGAGGUUAAAGUCACAGAGAGGAGGAGGGAGCUCAUGAGUCCACGACCUGAACAACAACUGGCCGAGUACCACCGAGAGCUGGCUGAUGUUCUUCAGGAAGUGCGGGAGGAAGUGCAGCGUGAUCACGAGAGGAAGCUGGAGCAGCUGAGGGAGGAUCACAGGAGGGAGAUGAAAAGCAUCAGAGAGAAAUACCAGGAUGAGGAGACGGCUCAGAGGGCGUGCUUGCUUUCUACUCUGCAGGAGGACAGAGAGCAUCUCCAGGCCUCGUAUGCUCUCCAACUGGAGAAACUCCGCUUACAGCUCAACACACAGAUACAAAAGACACAGCUGACACACUCGCGCAAGGAGUCAGAACUGGAGGAUCUAGCAGAUCAGAUGGAGCUCAGAGCCAAAGAGCUGAAGAGCCAGGAGGUCAUGCUGCAGACCAAGAUAGCAGAUCUGAAGAGGAGGAGGAAGAAGCUCGGGGAGGAAGAAGAGGAAGUGGACAGACAGAUAGAGGCCUUACCCCAGCUGAUCCAGGAGAGAGACCAGCUGACGGAGGAGCUGGAGAGAAUGCGAGAGGAGAAACAUCAAGCCAGAGAACUCAUCCAGAGAGUGAGGGAGGAGAAGAGUGAGGCCAAGGAGGAGGAGGAGAGGCUGAGGGAGGAGAGAGACAGAGCCAGGGAAGACAGCAGGAGGGCCAAGGAGGACAAGGAGCGACUGGAGAGCAAGGUGGCGCUGCUGCAGGAGAGAUGCGACCGUCUCAGUCGCAGAGUCAGUGAGCUGGAACAAGGCGAAGGAGUGAGCGCCUCCCCCAGACCAGAACUGAAAUGGGACAAAAAGAAGGCAGAGAAAGCAGAGGUGACGGCGUCCUCCAGUAGCAGGAGAGACUCAUUGCUACAUGUAGAAGACCUGGACGACCCGCCACUCUCCCCUGUACCUGACAGCCACAGCAGCAUGGACGAGUUUCGGCGCUACAUCUCCUCACAUGGCGCAUCCAUCCAAAAAAACAAACUCUUCUUGGAGAGGGAGAGCAGCCGGCUGAUGGAGAGACAGGCAGCUCUGCGGGCGGCCCAGAACAGCUCCUCCCAGCACGCCAACCAGGAAGGAGGGCUGACUGAGGAGAUGAUAAGAAACCUCCAGCAGGAGGCCAGAAAUGUGGUGGAGCUGCAGCGGACGGUUCAGAGAGGAAACACUCUGCUGCGGAGGAAAGAGGAGCAACUCCAGCAGCUAGAGGGCUCUAUGGCUGAAGAGACGCUGUUUGAGGAUCUGUCUCGGCUGGCAGGAGAGAGGAAGGUGACCUUUGAUGUGACUGAAUCUGACCUCAGCAGCACUGUGGACCCACCGGAUGGGACAGGAGGACACCCCAAAGUCGAGGAGUUAGCAGAGUCCCUGCAGCUGAUCUCAGGCCAGCUCAACACCGUGCUGAGUGCGUUGGGUUCACUUGCCCACAGGCAGAGCUCCACAUCCUAUACGGCCUUCCCUCUGUCUCGUCCUCACUCCAGCCCAGCUCCCACCUCCACCCCAGCCAUGAGCACCCGUGGCCACAGCUCCUCAGCCCCACCUCCCUCAGUGAGGCUCUCAGAGCCGUCCUGGAACUGGGCGCCCCAAGGCCCCUCCACAGCCACGCCUUUCUUCAGUACCCCCAUCAGCAGUGGGAUGAGGGCCUCUGAUGACCUCAUCAAUAGCCGAUGGAGUCAGAUAUUCCCCGGAGCAGCCAUGAACCCAGUCGCCUGCAGCUCCAUGGGGACAACCUCCGCAUACUCGCCGUACCCUCCUGCUAGUGAACAUGGUCGGAGCCUGCGCUCCAUGCGGAAGUCAGUGGAGGUAGACGGCCAGAGGCUGCAGGGGCUGAUUGACGGCAACAAGAGGUGGCUGGAGAUGCGCAAGAAGGACACCAGCAUACCUCUGUUCACUCGCUAUCGGGCUCCUUCAACCAAGAGCAGCCUGGUCCAGCUGGGCCUGGACGAUAACAACCAGAUCAGAGUCUAUCAUUACUGAGGACACGACACACAGUUCAGUCCCGUUGCACUGCGUUUGUCACUGAGGACUUUGGAGCAUUAUCUGUGAUGUGUACACACGGGGCCUCACCUGUGCCCUCUUCACUUCAUUCCUUUUAAAAAGCUUUCUUAGCAAAGGUUUUUCAGGGAAAGCCCGACUUCCUCUGCUGUGAUUGGUGGAUUGGAGGGCUGAGGACUUUACACAACAUUAUAUAUGGCUUAAAGCACUUCCAAUGCCACGUUUACAGAUCAUAGCUCCGUGCCAGACUUGGAGCAACUUGUUUGUUUUUUAAAUGAUUUAGUUUACUUUAUUUACUGUACUCACUUUACGUCUUUUACUGAAAACAUCCCAUAACAUUAACUUAUCUUCAUGAUGGGAACACAUGUGGUGCUGCAGGCUGGACAUAACGCUACAAAGUAGUGCUUUUCUGCUGCACAGAGGUCAAAGUUCAAUUCAUGAAAGGUUACAUUUGUAUUUAUGACAAUGCUUGUAUAAGUGACUUGUGUGUGUGUGUGAUACACAUUUCUUUAGUUUUGGUUGUUUACGGCUUGUCAGAAACAGGGAAUCGCUGUUAGAAUCAUGGUCAAUGUAAAUAAAUACUGUAUUUUUCUAUAAAGUAUUUUAAUAAAUCUAAUUUUAUAUAUG